GAUACUGCGCUCCGUGAACUUUGUUUGGAAAAUAUGGCGUCGAGCGAAAAAAUGUCAAGUUUGUGUGUCGAAAAUGUUAAUGUAAAUAAGGAUUUAAUCACGAAGCCAAGCACUAAAAUUUCUGUAACUUUCCCACCAUUACAGGAAUUUCUUGUCAUCGGUCGUUAACACGAUGUGCGAUUGAGACAGUAGUUGUUUAUUAUGAGCCAUUUCGAGUGGUCGGAUGAAAGUUCUAGUACAAUGGUUCAUCGCUUUCAUUCAGCACAAUGAAUUUUUGGUUUACGAGUCUUGAAGUCACUCUCAAAGAUAACAGAAAGAAAUAUGCAGACAAAGUUCAAGCUCUCCUAUGGGCUUGGGAGCAAGUUACCAACUGCAUGAAUAAAGAUUUCUCUCUGGCGGUUUUUGAAUUUAUGCAUGGGCAAACUUUGUACCUUGUCCUGCGCGGAGACUGGCCGCGACUCGCUCCAGUCAUUCAGACUCAUCUUCUCGUCCUCCUCCAGAAGUGUCUGAAAUACUUGAAGGCCAAACAUGCCGACUCUAGUUCUAUAUCUCGUUGUAGCUCUCUCAUGAACCUUGUGUCUGAUCCUUGGGGUCAUGAUACUCUGUCCAAAUUAAUUCAUGGAGAAGAAACCACAGACAAGGAAGUAAUGGAAUACUGCCAGGCAGAGAAAGGAGAUCUCAUCAUGAUCAGGCUAGAACUUCUGAUCGUUUCCAAGUGCGAAGACAUGGCACUUAAUUUAGCUGGAGCUGCUGUGAGGUGGAUGCGGGUCCCCAAUUCAGGCUGUGAAACAAAUUCAACAAAUGAUCAAAGGAACUUUUUCCUCGACGUAUACCUAACAACUUUGUGUCGCUUCAAAAAAAAUCAAGAAAUUAUUUUAGAGUUAAAAAGCUUAGAUCUGGAACAAGGUUUGGAACUGAUUCGAAGGUAUGCCUCACCCAGUUGGCCAAGUAGCUAUAAUAGCUCUCUCUCAAGCAGCACCAGCUCGGCAAGGAUUUGGCGGCACGGUAACCGAGUAGCCGAAAUUGCGGUUAAUACAUUCCUGGCUUCCGCCAUGGUUCAACCCCCUAGUCUUCAUCUUGCCGACUUAGUUUUAGAAUGGGCUAUCAUUCAUGGCCCGAUGAUGAAAUCUUCUCCUCAAACUUUUUUUGAUAUGAUCAAAAAGUUUCUCAUGACUGCGCUCUCGGAGGAACAUGUCUACAUCUUCUCUGAAGUUCUCGUAAAGCAGUUUGGAGACAUCGUGAAGCCAAUUUGUAUUGAGUUCUGUAUCCGCUUUCUAAGUGCCGAAAUGAAUGAUCUGCUUCAGCUGAAGGUGAAACCGGAUGAAGAGAAACAGAGAGAGAUAGAAAUCAAGCUGUCCUCUGGGUUCUUGAAACUAGCAAAUUUGGUCGGGAGCAGCUACACAGACAUCUACCGUGAGUGUGUUCUAACUGGUUUCUCGUUAAAUCCAACGAGUAAUACUUUGGAUAUCAUCAAGUCUCUCGGUGGAAAGAACGAAAUACCUCCAUUAGAUAAGACUGAACAAAUUGUCACUGAGAGUGAAUGCAAUCUCGAUAAACCAAGUAAACCAGACCAAACGGAUGACAACAUUGAACCAGAAAAAGACGGGACAAAUCAAAUGGAUAUGGAAUUAGUAGGUAAAUCAAAAGAUAUUGGUAUUGCUGAUGAGAUCAGUGAAACCUCUCAAGUCAGUCAGUUAGAUACUCACCAUGAGCAUGAAUCCAGUCAUGUAGAUUCAAACGCAAACGACCCUAGUAAUCGGCUUUCGCCUGAAGGUACGAGCACAUCAAAUUUUGAAAAGGAAGGCAAUGCUCUGGGCUUAACAAGGCAUCUAAUGGACGAUUUAUCAAUUGUUAUCAGAGGAUCUCGAUACCAAGCAUUGAAUUGGGACAAUGACUGGACAGAGCUUAAAUGCCUGUGUGAGGAUUAUUUGAUAGAUUUUAGGAAAUUUCGUGAAACCAACAAAGAGUUAAAGUACUUGAAGAUUGAUUAUGACCAAUUUAAGGAUUGGCCCGUGGAUAAAGAAAAAGACAAGCACAACGGCAUUGAAAAAGGCUAUGAAAAGUGGAUCGAAGGGACUGACGACUCAGAUGAGUCCUUAUCGGAAAGUGCAUCUUGCUCUCAAAGCAUAGAUGACUCGGAUUUUGGAUCGUGCGAUUCAUUCAUCCUUAAAAAGGGUUUAAAAAGGAAGGAGGUGAGUAAACGGAGGUCCGACUCAGACUCGGAGUUUGAAAUAGGGAAAUACAGAAGUAAGAAAAAAAGAAAAAAAUGCAAGAAGAAAGUGAAAAUAAUUUCUGACUCUGAUAAUGGCACUCUAGACAGUGUAAAGAGCAUUUGCAGUGCCUCAAGGAAAAAUGCUUCAAAGAAGAAGAAAACCAAAAAUGCUAAGGAUAAUCGAAAGGAAACUUCACGUCCGAGAAAAGUAGGGAGGCCUCCGAAGAGAAUCCCAUCUCCAGCUGAUGAUUCCAUAAGCAAUGAAUUUAAGUUUAGUGACAAUGAAAAUGACAACAAUAACUCCAGGUUUAAGAAAAUUCUUGUUUCCGAAUCUUUUGACGAAAACGAGAGCUUUCAUUCCAACUUACUCAAGAAUGAAAGCAAAAAACCUGUGUCUAGAACUCAUGUUUUGAAAACGCUAAGAACUUUUAGGAAAACGAAACCAGAUCUCAGGCAGUCAUCAAAAUUAGGCUUCAGGUAUUUCAGCGAUGUACCAGAAGAAGAAUACUCACUUUUGCAAGACAGUCCUACAAGAACUUUCGCACCUAACUCUAUAGCUAGUACAAUAAAUUUUAACAAUCCUAGUCUUUCAAGUAAAAUGGAAUUAAGUGACGGGUAUGAUGAUGACGAGCUCUCUGAUAAUUGUAAGUACACGUUCACCGAAGACGAGCCAUUAAACAGCAGCACCAAGCUAAAGCCUUUUACCAAAAUAGAUAAGAAUAGCAAAAUUAAAUUGGAUGGUUUUGAUUUCCCAAGGAGAAAUAAAAGUUCAAUUGAGAAUACUGUCUCUGAACUCAGCUCCAUUUCUAACUUAGUUCCCUCCGAGGUUAGAGCAACAGUGCAGGUUGUGCAGGUUACAAAUCAUACUUCCGGCACAGCAAAUCCUACAUUGCUCUCCCGUCAGCAAUCAUCUUCCGAUAAACCUCCACAGACAUCUUCCACCUCAGCUCAAAACUCAGCUGCUCAAUCGAAUACGUACUCUAGCCCAGUCAUCUCUCAAACUAGCACAAUUAGUGCCACCAAAAUUCAUGACCCAUCGACAUCAAACACAGAGUCGCAACCAACCCUCCAAUUAUUCAACUCUAUUCCGAAUAACAUAAGCGCAUUGAUCGAGUGCUCAGAAACGCAGAAUACAUCAGAAACAAUCACUUUGCAGCGAGCAGAGCCUGUUACCAUGUCGCCAAUCUUGAGAGUCCCUGUGCAAACACCAAAUGCCCUUAUUAUUCAAAGCCAGGCGGUUGAUCAGUCAAACAAACCAGCAACAAGCUCCAACACAGUGGCCAGUGUUGUUAAACCGGCAAGAAGCAGUGCAUUUGUUUUCGUGGCCAGCAGUGAUUCUACCAGCUCAAUAGCUCGAACGAGCGCCGUUUCCCAGCAACAAGUUCAACAGACCCUUAUAAGUUUAGCGAAUUCCUCUUUUGUCGGAACGAACAAUGACAAUAAUACAGCAACGUUAUUCAAAGCAGAUGACGGGAGGAAAAACGAAAAUGUUGUUCAGCUGACUGUUUCCAGAGACUCGCGACUCCUGUGGGCGCAGCAAAUAGGUAAUAUUAAAAGGAGUGAAUCUGCAGGUCAGACAGUCAACGUUGUUAUCAGUCAGUCAGGCAACUUCGCCAAUCCUAGAGUGGUGGAAACUAAAGAUGCCAAUCUUGAAGCACAAAAAGCCAGCUCAAGUCAGCCAGCAGUCUUAAGACUGGAGUCAGCUCCGAAUAUCAUUAAAACAAGAUCUCCCAUCACGCAAAGCACUCAGAAUGCCAGUUUGCCAAAAUUUCAACAAGCUUUUGGCAAAACUAUGUAUCAAAGUGUACCAUGUCCUGUUGUUGGAGGGAAUAUCUCAGAAAGCAAAGUUGUGAAUGUUUUAGAACUGAAUCAGGCGCAAAUCCAACGGGAUAAUCUUCUUGCUUGCCCGGUGGUUUCCAAAGGUGUUCAAACAAGCAAAGAUCCCAACUCAUCAUUGCAGAAGGCAGAGUCGUCUGAUGUUGCUCAGGUGGUAGUCAAAGGAGAGAAUUCAAACAGUCAUCAAGUCUCAACACUUAUUCCUCAAACAAGCAUACAGGUCAAAACUCCGCAAGUCAAGACCUCAGCUAUACAAACGUCGCCUGGUGUGAUAGUAGCAUGUAAGCGAGUAGCUCUGCUAAAAGAACCAGAGGCAUCGGUUGAUACGGCACCAGCAGCCAAGAAACUGGAAACUAAACCAGUCAAAGAACAGUUAAGGCUGAACGACUUGUUGACAGCAGCUAUUCAAUCCCCAGUUCAAGCAACAACUUCAGGACCUAAUGUCAUUAAUAUCAUCAACCCUUUGAAUCAAACCAUACAGAUUUCAAACAGUACGGAUGACGCUGUCAAAAGCAAAAAUACUGCAACCACCUCUACAGCAAGGCUAACACUUCCAUCCAUAAUCCAAAAAACAGUUGGACGUCAAACUGUACUACAACCAUCCGCUUAUAAAUUCAAACCAUUUCAAUUGCCGUUAUCAGUGCGGUCGGCAUUUUUAUCCACUAUAACGAACAUCAAUCAGCCAGCCAACACCGUAACUACUCCUGUACCCAAUCAGAAUCAGAGUAGACUUGUAUCCAGGGAGUCACCGGUAAUUCGAAACCGGAUUGAGGCCACUGUAGGUGCCUCAUCAAUGGAGAGUUCAACGACAGCAGAACAGCUGACAGCAAGAGGGUUGAGAGAGUUUGAAUCUGUGCUUGAAAAAGUAACAAAAACAUCCCAGAUGAAAGAAAGAAUUAAUGUCCAGCUGCAUGCACCCUUGGACUCCUCAACUUCAUCAAAUGAAUCGAGUUCAGCUGGGUUAGCUGCUGCAACAUCGGGUCCACCUAACUCUUCUGCGCCCACCUUAACGCCCAGUAGCUCAACAAUGGAGCCGCAAGAUAGAGUGGUAUCUUUCGUUACUCAAACUAGUUCCUGUGGCAGCUUAACAGUUGGCACCAAGUUAAAUACUACACCUGUUGUCGUUGUACAGAGCUAUCGGCGACAAGCAUCUUCGCCCGCUUUGAGCAUUGCCUCUCAAAAUUCAUCUAGUCCAAUCCCAAGUUCCUCAAAUAAAACUCAAAAACCAGCAACUAAAUCAUCAAAAGCAAAAAUAGUCAAAACGUCCCCGGUAACAUCCCCUUUGAAGGUGACUCCUUCAAUACCGAAACCUCAACAGAAACCUCAAGAAGACGAGCAAACCACACAGAGGAUUUAUGCCAUUUUAGAUAAAUAUGCUGAGCAGCUUCGAAAUUCACCUGAGUUAAAAAAUAAACCUGCCCCUCGUCGAAGAUCGAAUCCACCGACAAACCCAACUCAGUCAUCCAAGCGGAAGAAGAGUUCGCAGUCUCGAAGUAGGUCCAAUUCUCAACAAGCCUCCUGCUCUCUAGGGCUUGACAUGAGUCCAUCUUCUGAAGAUGUUAGAACUUUAGGCAGUGAGGAUAGCUCCAAUGGCGUUAGUCAGUUAUCGCAAAUGACAAGCUCUCCAUCAAGCAGGUUGGAUGAAACUCCAGCCACACCCUCAUCUGAAACUUCAGAAUCUCUUGAUGCCAGAGAUACUAGGAUCCAGAUCCAAGCUCAACCGCAGACUCAAACUCAACCGGUGACAACCAAUCGUGCAUUAAUUGUCCAAGAUUCUACGUUAUCAAGUGCGGAUGCUGCAAAAAUAUUCGGUACCCAGUCGAGACAACAAACUGUCGUGUCGAGUAGUGCUGGUGUUCCAUUACCUCCUGGCACAGUAAGAUUACUUGUUACCAAAGCACCGAAAAUGUAUAAAAUACAACAAAUGGUUCCAAUGGUUCUUAGGCCUGGUUUAGCUAAAAUUGCUGGAGGGCUCACAGCUCAGAACAUCGGAGGUCAACAAGCUGUAGUUUUGCCCACAGGCACUAGAUCUUUUACAUUCACCGAAGGAACUGGUGAACAGCAGACGGUGAACCUGGAUAGCUCAGUCAUCCCAACAAGUAUAAAUUUGCUUCAACUUCAUGGUACUAAUUCCACUAGUACCAAUAUCUCAGCCAUAACGACUGUUGCCUCAGCUAAUCUGCCCAAGUUUAGUGCUGCAGUCCCUGAAAGUAGUACCUUAUCUGAUACCACUAGUUCACCGAAUGUCUCUCAAUUUUCAUUGAGUCAGAGUAGCAGUAGUGCUCCUAGCCAAAUCGUUCUUGAUACAAGCAAUAAAGAAAGAAGUAUCUGGUCUGACUUUAGCUCUGUUGAUAAUAAGCCGUUGUUUCUGGAACUUCGAAAGUCUACCAAGAGCGUGAAAACUGAAGCAGCCUUAUUUUCGUGCCAAAAUGAGUUGAAAGAUGACAUCAGAAACUCUUCAUCACCAAAUCAAUUGAAGCAAGAUUCCAGAAUUGAAAGCACCUUAGAUGAUGCAGACAGUAAAGAGGAUGUGAAACCUCAAGCAACGGAGAACUUGCUCCUAGAAACGAGUGAAAUCAAGAAAGAAAUCAAGGAGGAAGAGGAUAAUCAGGUUAGUACGUGUGAUGAUACAGUGCACUGGCAGCAGUAUCUUUCCAAAGAAGAUGCCUCUCAAGGUGAAAAAUCGCCAACAAUGAAUCAGACUGUUUCAGACAUUGAUCCGUGCAAUACUACCAAUGCUACUUUAACUCUCACUCAUGCAAAACGAAAAGGGGGCUCUUUGCACAGUACAUUAUUCCAGAGUAAUUAUCGUAGAUCCGAUAGACUUCAGACUGGCAAGAGGAGUGAUGGGCUGCAAAAGAAAGCAGAAUUAAAAAGCUUGUCCGAAGAGUGCAAGGACUUGGGUGUCGACAAACCAAGCGCAAGUGACCUUUUUCCAGAGGCAGAACUUUUGUUAGAUCUGGACCCGUCUAGUCAAGAAGCUGAAAUUCAAUUGAUAAUGAAUCCGGAGUCGAAUUACAAUAACAAAGACUCAGGGUUAAACUUUUCGCAAGGCGAUGGCGUAAGUAAUCUCAAGACUUACGCCAGGUCCAACUUGAAAAGUAAACUAAAACUCUGCUCGUCUCCGAGUAGUAUCUUAAAGAUGUGCUCGGACUCUGACAGUCCAAUUUUGGGACAAUCUGAGCUGUACUGUUCCCCGGAUGAGAAGACUCACCUCAAAACAGGGGUGUCCUCUAGUUCAAGCAGUCAGGGUGGUUGUUCCUCGCACCAAGAAUCGAGUUUCGGAUCUCAACCAAAGCUGCAUUCCCAGCGUGAUGGUCCCAAGUCUAGUCAUAGCUCAAAUGAAGGAGCCUCUUGUUUUAAAUCCAAGAAACGCUCUCUCUCAAAAUCUCGCUCUCCGAUGAGUUGUAGGUCAGAUAAACAAAGCUCCAAUUCGGAGCCUCCUUUGCCUCUGGAUAGUUCAGUUAACGGUGCUCUGGAUCUUGACUCGGACUCUGUUGACUUCAAGAAAAGUCUUGGCAGUUUGAUCGACGAUGACGGAAAGUUGCCUGAAAGUUCUCCGGAUCACAACUACCCAUCGCCAACGACGCCACAUUCCUCAUCAGAUGCCAUCUUUUCCUCUGAUCCGCAGUUGAAUAUGUUAGAUAGCACAAAUAACCCUUUUAUCUGUAGUAGCUCCCAAAAUAAUUUUCGAUCGCGAAGUCGACUGAAACCGAGUCACGAUAACCAAGAAUCUGAUUCAUUCUGGUCAUUGCUAAAGAAAUCUGACCAUGGCGAAGAUGUCGAUUCCGACGUGGACAAAAUAGCAACUUCAGAUGCAGAAGACGCUGUGUCGGAAGGGGAAUUGACAUUAUCUUCCAACGGACUCGGAAAAAGGCGCUCCAGUUCGUCUCUUAAGACUGCCAAGUCGAAAGUAUCCAAGAUUGCUAAAGAAGACUUGGAUGUGACAAGCAGUGCCAGCUCUCCUGAGAUAAUUGAAGGUGAAAAACCGAGGGUUCCGCGGCGGUUAUCCUCUCGGGGCCUAGUCAAGAAACCUUGUCCUUGCUGCAAUGGAUCCCCAGAGCAACCUAAACGCAAGAACCAUCCUCAUAUCUCAUCGUCUUCCUGCAGUUCUGCCUCGAAAAAAGGUCAUAAUAGCAAAAGUCAAAGUUUAUUAAAAUCAGCUCUCAAAAGAAGAUAGUGUGAUUAUCUUACGUUUGUUUUUGCAAGCAGCCAACAUAAAUGCAAUAAAUUGGAAUCAAUUUUCCUUUUUAUUUUCUCUCUUUUCUACGUGUUUAUUUACUUUCUUCUCUCAGUGUAAGUCUGUUUGUUUGUUUGUUCGUUUUUUGUUUCUUUUUAUAGUUUUAUCAAACUGUACUGUAUAUAGGUAUCAUCUUUCUGCUUAACUUAGUUAAUACACAGCUGAGGAAAGAAAUUCCUGAUUCAGGUGUAAAAUUAUUGAAUGAACAAUUGUAGAGAAUUAUUUACCAAAGAUUACCUAUUUGAGACUGUUGGUCUUAUUGUAUUACCUUAGGUGUAUUGAUUGUGUUCUGAAGCUUGUACGUAUACAAAUUAGAUAAUGUAUCAUGUAUAAACCAUUAGGUAAAUUCAUCCCCUUUUGUCCUUAUUUUUUUUACUUUUGACAUUUUCCGUCAGUUCUAGUAAAGUUAGGUUAUGCAGUAUUAAAAAUAAGUAAACCUCACAUGAAUUCAUGAAGUCUUUGAUUUGCGCUGAAAGUUUACGCUGUUUUUGUGUGCUACAACAAUAGCAAGUAUGUAAUACAGUAUAAUGGCAAUUUUUACUCCUCACUCAAUCAUUAAGCGCUUUGAACUCUCUCAAUAAGGACUAGCUCAUUCAGAAUUUAGCCGUUGAAAGCUUCUAGUUAGGCCCCCAUAUCUUAAUACUAUGUUUUUUUGUUUAUCUUAUUUUUUCCUUCCAAUCCCCAGUCACAGGAGCUACCAGAUCGGUUGAGUUUGUCUAGAUUUCUUCUUCUUUUUUUUAAUAUUUUUGAAAAAAGGAGGACUCGUUUAAAUCAGGGAAAAAUAUAAAAUCGAAGAUGAAAGAUAAAUCGUAAAUUUGUGUUUGUCUCUCAAGUUUAUAUUCAAAUUUUUUAUUUUCCUUUUUUUAUGUAAAUGAGAGCAUAUAAAUGCACAUAAAAGUCUUUAACCAUUCGAAGUUCAUCUGUUCAAUGAAGGGUGUAAUUUCAGGAACUUCUUGAAUUAAUUUGAUUUCAUUUAUCUGCUUCCUCAGAAAAGUCCCAGAGCCCAAAAUAAGUUGUUCAAUUUGAUACAAUUAAAAUGAGAAGAGAUUAUUGAUUUUUUAAUGCAUUUUCCUCACCUGCUGCAAUCCAUCUUCAGUUUUCUUCAUUAAUUAAGUGCUCUAAUAUAUCAAUGAUGCUUAGUUAAUUUCCAAUUUGUUUCCUUGCAAUAAAGCAAAGUCAGUGUUAAAUAAUUCACCUGCAAACCGCCAACAAUUCUAACCUCAGUUGUAAAAGUAAAAGGUGAAUAAAACGCCAGAAACAUUUUUAAAAUCCCUUAUUGUUACAAUAGUCCUUUAAUUAUUGUCACAUAACUCUUUCUUAAAUUAACAGCGAUAGAAUGGAACUGAGAAUCUUCGUCUGAACUAUUAUUGAUGUAGCCGGGAAACUCUUUUCCGGAGCAGCAGAAGUGUUUGCUCAUUUAUUUAGGUUGUCCUCUCUAGUUUUUCAGACCCUUUUUAUCCCUGUUAGAUUACAUCAGUUCUGUUUACGAAGAGUAGGGGAAAAUGAAAUUGACUUUUACUUUUUCUUUGGAGUGACAUGAUCUCAAAUUUAAGAGAAGUAAUUAGGAAGAUCAUUUUUAGAAAUAUGUAUUUAUUUUGUUUUUAAAAUGAGGUAAAGAUUUUUAGUUAUUUUAAAAAAUUAUCAGUGAUCUGAUGAAUUUUCUCUUGGAAAAUGUCCCCCAGUGAAGAAUAGGGAGUUUGCCCCAUCUGAAUUCAUGUAUUUACCAGACUUAUGCUGUAAAACUUAGUUUCAAUAUUGAUUAGGUGGCUUUUUAAAAAGCUAUUGCAUCUUCUUUUGUGCAUUUAAUUUUUCUAGGAACCACUCAUUCCUAAAAAUAUUGUAAAACUAAAAGAAAAUGAAGAAUUAAACCCAAUCAUGCAAUAUGCAUGAAGCGUAAAUUUGUGUAGGCGCCCAAUUAUAAGCGUAAACUCUGCAUUAUACAUACCAAGAUUUGCCUUCUCUCUCAAUCAGUGCUCUCAAAAUUCAUUCUGACCUUCCUUCAAAAUGGAAAUCAUUACAGAGUAAAACGUUAAAGCAAGCUUCCGAACUUGAACACAAAGUUUUAGUCGAGUAAAGAAAACCCCUAUGUUUUCUUUCCGUAUUAUUUUUUAGUCAUUGUGCAAUGAUCAUUAUCCUUGAAGAAUCACUAAGACUCAGGAUUUUAAAUGUAGGUUAUUAUUUUAGUGAACUUGGUUCCUCGUGCAUUUUUCGCAAGUGACAGGUAGCGGCAACGGAAGAAAACUUGUGAUAGGUCAGUUGAGAAGUUUACAGAUUUCUGCAGCUCCUUAUUUCCUGUAACUAUCUCUGAUGGAAUAUCACCUAAAGUGGAGAACACUAAAUUGUGUCUCUUAGUUUUUCGAUAACUGUGAACGUCUCAUCGACUCAUCAACCAUAAUUUACUCGUUGACCCGUGGCUUUUCAUCACUUGAGUUAUCUGCAUCAGAGCCAAAAUGACUCAGUUCAAUAAUACGACUGAUAAAUAAAUCCUCAUAAUGUAUGUACGCAAAUCUUUAAUAAGUACCAAGACUCAAGUUUUCAUUUUUUCUAAUGUGUGAAAAGAUGAAAACGGGAGGGAGUGAGAGAUUUAAGUCAACCUCUCAGUGCCAUCCAGUUAUGAGAACGCAGGCACCACCCAUUCAAAUUCAACAACUGGCCAGAACUAGAAUAAGAAUCUUACCUUCACCAUGUGAUGGCAAGCUUGCUGCAGAAUGUGUUGAUUUGUCGCCUGCAGCUGAUGUGGGAUGUCUACAAAGCCAGAAAGUAGGCCUCUCUUCACAUAAAUGUUGAGAAAAUGUAUCAAAUUUCAUAAUGAUUAAGCAGCUAAGAGUUGCAUGAGUGUCAUACCUGUGAGUGCUCUUUAUAUUUGCGGACAUAUCUUGUGUUUCAUGUUAUCCAAAUCGGAGGCAUUCAUGAAAACAAAGUCUUUUUGCCACAAGAGUCUAGUGGGCACCAACUUUUUUCCAUGAAUGUGUCCUGUUGUUCAAUUUAACUAGGUAACGCCUCUGUUUUUAUUGAUAAGAUUGGGCUCUAAGUCAUGUACAGUUUGUAAGAGUUGAAUCAAUGCUGUAUUCGGUAAAAGCUUCGGGAAGUAAACUGCAUCUACCUGACUUUUCCCGAACGACACCUCUAGUUUGAUUCAAUUGCCAUAUGCUGUGUGUAUUCUGCUUAAUUUUAAUACAUUGUACGAUAGAUCAUGUUUCCCCACCCUAAAUAGAAUAUUCAGAUCGAUCGGAUAAAACAGGCUUCCAUUGAAUCUGAAUGUUUUCCAGAAAUGCCAAAAAUCAAACGAGUUUUUGAUUAAUUUUAUGCAGUCCUAAAGGCAUAAGAUCCCAUAGUGUAAAUGUCAAACGGAUCAAAUCCGUAUUUCGGGUGUAGUGUUGUAUCAAAGUAAUUGAGUAAUAUGGAACUACAUUCACAUUAAGAAAAAAUUGUAUAGUAUUAUUUUAAUUGAACUUGUACAUGUGCAUAAAAUAUUUAAUAUUUAAAAUUGUAUAAUUUGUAAUUUGAAUCAGUGUCAUUUUUUUACCUUAUAUUCGGGUAACGUUUCCUCUAAUUUAUGCUUUCAUAAUGUUUGUAUUUAUUCUUGAGUUCAUUCCACUCUUCCGUUGUUUAACGUUAGGUAGCAAUUUGAUAUUUCCCAUGGAAAUUAUCUGUUCUUGAUUUGAAUUUUGAAAAGGCUUCAUUUUUUCUUUUUUUCUUUCCUAUUUGUUCAAAUGAGAUUGAUGUUCUUAUAGCUAUAAAAUCUUGGUAUCAUUUGUACUUAUUACAUGCGUCAUGUUUGUGGUUUUCUUCUCUUUUGGUAUUAUUUACUUACUUAGGCAGUACUUUCUUUUUGAUUCAACGAUUUGGUGCAUUGUAGCAAGUUCUAGGUCGUUUCUCAUCAAAAAGGGUUAGCAUUUUUUUUUUCAAUUUUCAGAUUAUUUUUUUGUUUAAAAUUUAAAUGGUGAUGUUUAAUGUUCUUAGGCCUUGUGCAGUAAAAGAAAAAAAGACAAUGUAAAGUAAGUAAGCAGAGAACUUGCAACUUACCCACUAGAAACAUCUUCAGUUACUGAUGAAUGAAUAGGUUCAAUCAUGUUCAGUCCCAGAUUAUAUUGAGUUGCCGUAUGCCAGAAAUUGAAAAAACUGAUUUUUCCAAAGAACGAUAAAGCUGCUGAACAGCAUGUGAAGAAAAGUGCAUAUAAUCCUACUUCAUCGAGUCUGUUUGCUAAGGUUCUUUUAGACAAUCCAGUAAUUCCAAUACAACUUUUAUUUUUUCAAGAAAUAUAGGUCUUAAGGAAAAGUUUGACAAGGCCAAAAGUAUCUUUUGAUUAAUUGGUGUUGAUGAUUAACACGAGUUUGUUACCAGUAAAAAUGAUCAAAGCUUUACAGCCUCAAACGCAUGAGGUGGCUUUAAAAAAAUGUCAAAUUUUCCAAGAAUCAAAUCUUUCAUUUCAGUCAAAUAUGUAUUCAUGCAAUUUAGAUCUGCCUGAGACAUGAUUGUCCUGCUACAUAUAUUAUCUAACUGGUAUCCUUUAUUUCUUUGAUAGAAUCAUUCUGUCUUCAUCUGGCUAUCUUUCUACCCUAAUUCCACCAUUGUAAAUAUGUGCAAAUCUGACUAAAUGCUAUCAUUUGUAUUUACGUAAUGUCAUUAAUUUUUAUCAGAAUUCAAGAGAAGAAUAACUGGACCAUAUUUUGCACUUUGGAACUACAAUUUCUGGCUCUGGUUGAAAACCACGUAUGUAACGUUAGUUUCCUUAUGCACAUAAUUGUUUUUACCAAUGUGCUAAAAAUUUUAGUUCUUUGUGGCAAAACGAAGUCCCAACUCAUGAUAUGCCCUUUCACUCUAUUUUAGUACCCACAUGAGAACCAUAAGCCCAAUAGCGCUUUGUUUUUCACUUCUAUUCAUGCUUCUGUAAAAGUGUCUACCCACUUGAAAUGAGUUAUUACCUCGGAUAGUUUUUGAAUCAAAGUAGACUAUUGAAAUGGAUUGGCCGUUACUUAAUUUGUAGGAAUGUGUUUUCCUACACUAUCUGACUUUUACGGAUUUCUUUCCCGUGGAAUGAAGCAAGCAACUACGUCAUUGUCACUACGUCAACAUACGAAGUCAUUGAUCAUUCUAACUAGGAAAAAAUUUAUUUUCCCUGCCAUUCUUAAGUAGAAACCCUUGAAUUGUUUUGUAUUUGUAAAUUAAUGAUUUGUGAAGCCAAACUAAAUCUGUUAAAAUAUAACGUUCAAAUUAAA
Messenger RNA from Bemisia tabaci, 13508 nucleotides. RefSeq lists its product as uncharacterized. Gene Ontology annotation, molecular function: DNA binding; DNA-binding transcription factor activity, RNA polymerase II-specific. Gene Ontology annotation, cellular component: nucleus. NCBI's taxonomy places the organism in Eukaryota, Metazoa, Arthropoda, Insecta, Hemiptera, Aleyrodidae. The record is from RefSeq and is a predicted model, not a curated record. Gene Ontology annotation, biological process: regulation of transcription by RNA polymerase II.